AAAUUUGAUAAAGAACAUGCUGAUUUCUCAGAUAGUAAGUGCACAUAUAUUUGGCUAGUUACAAUCAGUUAUAUUUUCGAUCUUUACUGAAUAGAGUGCCAACCAAGUCGUUUUCGAAGAAAAACGAACAAUUUUACAAAAUUAUAAAAUGGCUUUUAGUGUUCAGACAAUUAUUAUUUUAUUCAAUGCACUUAUUAUCAACAAUAGUUUUGUUGAAUCAAUAACUUUUUUUAAACGCAAGGAUUUUCUUGUUCCUGGUCAAGCCGACACUUUCAAGGAUUCUAUAUACGAAAUGGCGGACCGAAUGGCAUCAAGAGAAAAUGACGCAAGCAUCGGACAAUUUCCAUGGAUGGUAGCAAUCCAUGCAUCCAUAAUCAACAAUAAUGAUGAGUAUUCCCACUGUGGUGGGUCAAUAAUCUCAAAUCGUUGGGUACUGACCGCUGCACACUGCGUGAAGCAAUCUGAACAAAUAUUGAUAAUGUUCGGCGAUGUAAACAAUGACCAUGCUGACUCUCGUUUCUAUCAGGGGCCAGGGUUUGCUAUGAUAGCAUCCAACAUUUUUUCUCACCCGUAUUGGGACGAACACCACGAAAAUGACAUUGCGUUGAUCUACAUGCCCGAGGAAAUUCCUUUCGGACCCACGGUCAAGCCGAUAAGACUUUCCAGCCACAUGGAUACCGACGAAUCCUACGAUGGAAAGAAAGCCUUAAUCAUGGGUUGGGGAGACAACGGUACGGGAAGAGGAAGCAGCAUUCUUCAAUAUGGGUCUUUGCCAAUCAUCCCGAAUAAUAAAUGUUACGAAGACGGAUACAUCGACCCAGAUUUACUGUGUACGGCAAGCGACACUGGAGCUGAAGCAUGUCAAGGUGACAGUGGCAGUCCACUAAUCGUUUACAAUCACUACUACCGUCAAUUCAUCCAAGUUGGUAUUUUCAGUACUGGAUUGGACAAUGAUUGUCCAAGUGCGUAUCCUGGGUGGUACACGCGCGUUGACUCCCACUAUCUUUGGAUUCAAAGUAUCACUGGGAUACUAUUUUGAUUUUGACAUUUCUAAAAUUUGACUGAUGUUUUUUCGACAUUUACAGAUUUCAAGACUGAAGAUUUUUUUUGAAAUUAACCUUGAGAGUUAUUAGUCGUUAAUGACUUGAGUAAUGUAAAUACUCAAGAGUAACU
This is a messenger RNA of Cotesia glomerata, 1173 nucleotides long. Its product is annotated as collagenase-like. Gene Ontology annotation, biological process: proteolysis. Bases 149 to 1039 code for a protein of 296 amino acids. The transcript has 3 exons. Gene Ontology annotation, molecular function: serine-type endopeptidase activity. The record is from RefSeq and is a predicted model, not a curated record. Lineage: Eukaryota; Metazoa; Arthropoda; Insecta; Hymenoptera; Braconidae.